GAUGAUAAUAAUGGAUGACCCCCGGCAAAAAAGAUAAGAUUUUUACAGAUUCUGCCUCGAUCAACAGACUCUAAUCAGCAGCAAAUGUGGAGCGUCACCGGAGCAUUGACUGUGGCGGUGCCGCCUACCGCCGCCGCUUGCCGUACGAAACCCUUUCUCAUCUCCUCUUCCUUUCCCAAGCAGACAAAGAAACUCCAUCUCUCUUCGCCUUCUCUGUCUCUACCAUCAUCACAUUUCUCCUCCUCUUUCAAAACCGCAGCUACCUCCAUCGAGCAACAGUCUUCUGUUAACAAGGGAGAGAGCACCAAGUACCAUUUCCUGGUAGCAAACGCUAAAUUCAUGCUUGACGAAGAGGAGCACUUCCAGGAGCAAUUGUUUGAACGUCUCCGUUACUUCGGUGAGCGUGAAUUAGUGCAAGACUUCUGGCUUGUCAUUGAGCCUAAAUUCCUUGACAAUUUCCCCAAAAUUACUCAAAGACUUCGUCGUCCUGCUGUUGCUCUUGUUUCCACCAAUGGCACCUGGAUCACGUUUAUGAAGUUAAGAUUGGAUCGUGUUCUGUAUGAUUCCUUUGAAGCUACCUCUCUUGAUGAAGCUUUGGCCUCCAAUCCUACCACUCUUGAGUUCGAUAAGCCUAAAAAUUGGGUGGCGCCAUACCCCAAGUAUGAACCUGGAUGGUGGGAUACCUUCUUGCCUAAAGUAACCCAAGAAUCUGCAGUAUAGAACUUUGCUUUUUGUCUUGUUUUUGCAUUCUCCAAUCUCAGCUUUGUCUUAGUGCUUCAAAGUUUUGUACUACUGAGCUCAUUAUCCAAGUCUAUAUCUUUCCUAGUGUAGCUUCUAUUACUCAAAGUUGCCUGUUUGAUACGUCACUGACUCAAGGUUAAGCAUAGAACUAGACAACAAAAAGCAUCCUCACAUUUAGCUCCAUCAAAGUCUUAAGGGUGACCAUAUUUGUUGAUUUCUCACGAGAAUAUUGGCAAGAACCUUCAGUUAAAGCUCUAGGUAUUAAGUUGUCUAGUCACAGGAGGGCAAUAUGCCUACUCGCUGAAGAACUUUGCAAAAGAUCUGAAUUUUUUGGUUUUCAAAACGAUUUGUGGACUCGGAACAUGUUGUUACUCGUUAGGUCUAG
This is a messenger RNA of Arabidopsis thaliana (thale cress), 1126 nucleotides long. Its product is annotated as YCF54. The transcript has 3 exons. Bases 85 to 720 code for a protein of 211 amino acids. Lineage: Eukaryota; Viridiplantae; Streptophyta; Magnoliopsida; Brassicales; Brassicaceae. The record is from RefSeq and is marked reviewed. Gene Ontology annotation, cellular component: chloroplast.